Molecule: messenger RNA, 3238 nt
Organism: Abrus precatorius (Indian licorice)
Lineage: Eukaryota; Viridiplantae; Streptophyta; Magnoliopsida; Fabales; Fabaceae
Product: GTP cyclohydrolase 1-like
Exons: 2
Coding region: 472-1881 (469 amino acids)
Biological process (GO): tetrahydrobiopterin biosynthetic process; tetrahydrofolate biosynthetic process
Cellular component (GO): cytoplasm
Molecular function (GO): GTP binding; GTP cyclohydrolase I activity; zinc ion binding
Source: RefSeq, a predicted model, not a curated record
ACGCAUUAAAAGAAGAAAAUAUUAUUUUAAUUUGCAGCAGCCUAACCCAAGAGCCAAGAUCCACCAACUCAAAUUCACCAACCCAUUCCGAUUUUUUAUUCCUUUUUUCUUGACCUCUCUUAUUUAUUUAUAUAUUUAUUUAUUUUCUUAUUACACGCUUCAUUACUUCAUGGUUGGUUAUGCUUUCCUCUUUGAAUCAAAUCGUCAUCUGCAUUGUCUGACACCCGUCCUUUCGCAUUCCCAUCUUCAUUCCUUAUUUUUCCACUCUGAUUUGUGAAUUUAACAACUUUUUCUGUUGUUUAUUGAGAUCUGCAUCUUGUUUCGAUCGACCCAUAAUUUGUUGUGGGGUGUUUAUCGCCCUGCUCAACUCUUUCUGCAAAGUUACCAACUGGGUUGUUUCAAGAUUUGGCUUUUUUGUUGAAAAGUUGAGAGCUUUUGUGUUUGGUUUUUUGGGUUCUCUGUGGGAUUUCAAUGGGCUGUUUGGAUGAUGGGCGAUUCGCUGUUGAGCUUGAAAAUGGUGUGAACAUUGGUUGUGGUGAAGUGGGUUUCGAAGAAGAGGGGAAGAGCGGUGCCAUUGAAGAUGCUGUAAAGGUUUUGUUGGAGGGUCUAGGAGAAGAUGUAAACAGAGAAGGUCUUAGAAAAACGCCACUUCGUGUUGCAAAGGCCCUUCGUGAAGGAACCAAAGGUUACAGACAAAAAGUGAAGGAUAUUGUUCAAGGUGCUUUAUUCCCUGAAGCUGGUCUAGAUAAUAGAGUUGGUCAAGCAGGUGGAGCAGGCGGACUUGUGAUUGUUCGGGAUCUUGAUAUGUUUUCCUAUUGUGAAUCCUGCUUGCUUCCGUUCCAGGUCAAAUGUCAUGUGGGCUAUGUCCCCUCUGGUGAAAGAGUUGUCGGUUUAAGCAAGCUCUCUCGAGUUGCUGAUGUAUUUGCAAAACGAUUGCAAGAGCCUCAGCGUCUUGCAGAUGAGAUUUGUUCUGCUUUGCAUCAGGGAAUAAAACCAGCAGGUGUUGCUAUCAUACUUCAAUGUACACACAUCCACUUUCCUGACAUAGAAUCAGUCUUUCUUGACUCAAAUCACCAAGGAUCGGUGAAGAUACUUAUUUCCUCAGGUUCUGGGGUUUUUGAGAAUGAAAAUGCAGAUAUAUGGUCUGAUUUCUUUAGUCUUCUUAAAUUUAGAGGCAUCAAUAUGGAUAAAAUUCAUUUUAGAGGAUCAUCUGACCCAUGCUGGUGUCCUUCUCAAUCUUCUCUUUCUACCAAAGUUUCCUCCAAAAUUGGACCAGUCAAUCCUAUAAUGGUCACUGCAGUAGCUUCAAUUAUCAAAUCUUUGGGAGAAGAUCCACUGAGGAAGGAGCUUACGGGGACUCCAAGUAGAUUUGUGAAAUGGUUGAUGAACUUUCAAUACAGUAACUUUGAUAUGAAGCUGAAUGGUUUUCUUUGUGGUGGGAUAGAUUCUUUGAAUGUCAAUGAGGAGGUUAACAUCAGCAACAAAAAGAUGUACUCUGAAUUAAACAUACCCUUUUGGUCACAAUGUGAGCAUCAUUUGCUUCCAUUUCAUGGUGUCGUUCACAUAGGAUACCUCAUAUCCGACGGAUUCAAUCCUAUUGGAAAAUCACUUCUACAAUCAAUAGUACACUUUUAUGGUUUCAAGCUCCAAGUUCAGGAAAGGCUUACCAGGCAGAUAGCUGAAAUCAUUUCCCCACUGUUAGGUGGAGAUGUGAUAGUAGUUGUAGAGGCAAGCCACACAUGUAUGAUUUCCAGGGGAAUUGAAAAGUUUGGAAGUAAUACAGCUACGAUUGCGGUGUUGGGACGUUUUUCAACCGACCUUGCUACAAGGGCUUUGUUCUUGCAGAGCAUUCCUAGUCCUACAUCUUCUGGAGAGCAAUGAUUUUUGCUUGAGCUUGAAAUAAUUUAGUAGUUCCAAUCAUUCUUUUUUCAAACUUCGCUGUCAGCAAUUCAGCAGCCUAAGCAUGUAUUAAUUCAGAAGAUAUCCUUUCAUGGAUAAUCUCAUGAAGUUUUAAAGUUUCUCAAAUUUUGUUUCAGUUACACAGAUUUACAGCCAGAAAUAGUCUCUCAAGUGACAGUCUGAUCUUGAUCAUUCUGUCUUCUUAAGUCUUUUACAUUGUCAUUAUUAUACCAUGAAUCCCUUGAGAAAAAUUGAGGCAAUUCGCCCAGAUUUAUAUACUGCAGACCCUGCUCCUAGGAUGUUAUUGAUGUUAGUCUACCCUGAAAGUUUAUAUUGAUGUUAUAGAAUGAUUGUUAUAAAUUUUGAUUUCCAUAAAUGAAGGUUCACAAAUUUUGCUAUGGUAUUCCAGUGGUGGAAUGGAGAUCACCAAUAGGUCAGGUAGAUGUAUUGAACUGAUCAUGGUUAUGUGAAUGGCGUCACUUCGUUAAAUCAUGAUGAGAAAAGCUAGGGAAACAUGACUGCAAGCAGAGAUCUUCAACAAUAGCUACUGUUAGAUUGUCCCUAUGAUAAAACAAUUUUCCUAUCACGAAGAAUCGGCUCAUUUUGAAGGAGCAAAAGGUGAAAUAUUUUUUUUUAAAGAAAAGAAUAAAUAGCUUUGUAUUUUUAAUAUAAUAAAUAUUUGUUUAAUAUUAUAUUAUUUUCCUUAACCUUAUAACAUUGCUGUUGAUGAAAUCAAUUUUUUGUAAAGCUCAUACUACUAAUAAUGCUUCGAAUUAUUUAAAAAAACAAACAAGUGUUAAAUGCCUUUUGUACUUUAAUACGAUAAAUAUUUUUUAUUUUUAUGAGAUAUUUUUUUAUUUUUAUUUCCUGAAUUAGUGCUUCAAAUACUUGUUAACAUUUGUCCUUUUUCAAAAUAUUGUUUUGCAUUGAAUUUCACGCACAUAUUACUAUUAAAGAAUAAGGACCUAGAUACACAUCUUCUAGAAUAAAGAUAAUCAUUAGUUGGUUAUUUUUUUACUGAGCUGUAUAAUUUUUAUUUUUUUUCAUUUUAUUGAUUUUCUUGUACAACCUAUAGGUAGUAUUGGUUCUCUUGAUUCCAUAUAACAAAUUCGGUUAGGAAUAGUGAUGCAUAGUAUGUUGUAUAUAUAGUACUCCUUUCUUGUAAUUUUAAUAGAAAAUUUACAAUUUUCUUGCAAAAGCCUUUAAGUUUCUCUUUCUCAAGUUUUAUUUUCUGCUAUCAUAAAAUUAACAUUGCAAGACCAAAAACAAUUGAUCACACAUACACAGUGUCGCCAAUUAAAUGGAAACCACGAACUUCCAAAUUACAACUCUUUUCUUC